This is a messenger RNA of Biomphalaria glabrata, 1450 nucleotides long. RefSeq lists its product as uncharacterized. The transcript is spliced from 3 exons. Lineage: Eukaryota; Metazoa; Mollusca; Gastropoda; Planorbidae. Bases 172 to 501 code for a protein of 109 amino acids. The record is from RefSeq and is a predicted model, not a curated record.
UGAAGUGAGAUUAAGUAUUGAAGAACCAAGUGAAGGGAGAUUAUUCAGUACGUCUCAGCAUUUCGUUAGCAAAAGGGCCUGUAUUCCCUACACGGUGUUAAGUUUCAAAAUUGUGGCUACCGCGGUGUAUACCGUUGAAGGUUAGCGCAGGACAUUCUAGGGUGACAAACCAUGACCAGCAUCAGGUCAUCUGUGCGGCCCAAGAGCAGCAAGCAGGCGUGGGGCACCAUACUAAAGCCAGAGUUUGGACUGGGCUAUCAGAGAAUGACCGAGUAUGAGAUUGAGCAGACAGUCAACAGACUGGCCGUGGUGCCACCUGCCAAACAGCCAUACUACCACAGACCGCAGAAAAAGAUUAGCCAAGAGGAAGUGAAAGCUAUGAUGGAUCGACUGACCAAAGCCGAUAAAAGAAAGAUUCCAGAAAGCGACAGGAGAGUGACAGUAUCAGAUUAUAGUACAAUGGGCGUCGUCUGCUCCUACGCUUGGAAAGGAUACAAUUAAAGCACUGGACAGUGGUCAUCUUGAGGCGUGGACAUCUUCAGCUAGUCACUAAGAUGAUACUAAGAAGAAGAGUGUGGGGCUAAACGAAAUCAAUGACUACAGAAUGCGAGGACUGCGUUCAACUAGUACACUGUUUAGGACUAUAUUUAACUAAUGCAAGUUUUUAGAUAGUGACUGUGUGAAAGCUAAGGCUGUAAUUAUCUAUAUACGAAAAUUGUGUUUAACCUUAGACUCUGUUUGUUUUCUAAUAGACUUUGUUUAACAAUAGACUGUUUUUGUUUAACUUUAUAGACUGUUUAGUUUUGGACUGUGCUUAACUUUAAAUUUUUUAGUUUUUACUUAAUAUGUAAUUUAAUUUUUAGAAUGUUUAACAACUGAUUGUGUUUAACUGGAGACUGUGUUUAACCUUAGAUGAUGUUUACAUUAGACUGUGCUAAAUUUUAUAUUUUAAUUUACUAGAGACAAUGUUUAACAAUUGAUUGUUGUUGUUUUUUUUUAACUCCAGACUGCGUUAGACUUGAGUCUGUGAUUAACGUAGACUGUGAUUUACUAAUAAAAGGGUCGAUGGAGUGUGUUAAACCUGAGACUGUUUUUGACUUAAGACUGUUUAACUUUGAACUGUAAUUUACUAAUUACAAGGUGUAAUUUAUUGAUUGUAUUGUAUCAUGUGUUCAACCUACGACUGUAACUAAGUAAAGGCAAUGUUUAACCAGCGAUUGUAUUUAAUUUAUAAAAUUGUUUCAUUUAAAAAUAUUUAUAACUUUAGAUUAAACCUUAUUUUUUGGCUAUAUUUUUGUUUUCUGGAAUUUCAAUGCUUUAUUUUAUACCUUCAUGAUAGACUCUACAGCAAGUCUGGCUUGGUAUUUGUAUUCGAAUUUGAAGUGCUUAUGUAAUAUCUGAAGAGUUAUAUUAACAUAAUGGACUAAUAAAUCUAAUAAAUAAAAUAAGU